This is a messenger RNA of Physella acuta, 728 nucleotides long. RefSeq lists its product as uncharacterized. NCBI's taxonomy places the organism in Eukaryota, Metazoa, Mollusca, Gastropoda, Physidae. The record is from RefSeq and is a predicted model, not a curated record.
CACUGUACCAGAAGUGUUUUGCCACCUAGCCAGAUUUCGUUGCUUCACAGUUCCAAAAUGUUCAAACUCGUCUUGGUUUUAUCUCUUUGUUACAUCGCUGCAGAAUGCGGACACAUCAAACGAAAUGGCGGCUGCGAUAGUGUCUUAGCAUGUGACCGCCAUAGAGUUGGAACAGAUAUAUUCAACACAAUUACUAAUAAUGCAACCUACGGAGAGUUUUGUCAGAAAGCAACAGCCUUUAAAUCGUGCUACAACGGAGCUGAGAAGAAAUGCGACAACCAAGAGCUUAAGGAUAACUUGACUGCUGAGGUGAACGUGGCUGAUUUCGUGUGUUCAGAAAUAAGCAAAAAAGAUUUUUUUACUGUUGCUAACUCUGAGUGCGUCAAGAACGAGUUGAAGGUGGUAGAACUCGAACUGGCUAUCGACGGCUGUACGAAGGAUAGCCAACAGAAGCUAAAGUUCAGCUUAGAAAAUAUCACACCUGGUCAAGAUGCUUCGUCCUUCAACUUUUGCCCAUUCGUGAAUGAACUCUUCGUCUGUGAGCUCAAAAAACAUACUGACAUGUGUGGCAAACGUGUUGGAGGUUUCCUCGACGGCUUGUUGAAGGCUUCGACUAGACCUUCCUUUGAGCAGUUCAGUUGUGGCAACUAGGCCAUGAAUUCUCGUCGCAGCAUUGAGAUGAUUGUUCCAUUACUGUCUACGGCAUCCAAAAUAAAACGUUGAACAUC